Messenger RNA from Prorocentrum cordatum, 719 nucleotides. Lineage: Eukaryota; Dinophyceae; Prorocentrales; Prorocentraceae. The record is from the annotation of a GenBank genome assembly.
GUGGCCACAGAGCGGGCAGCAGAGUCCAAUGUGGCUGUCGCGGACCAGGGCUCGGAGGACCCGAACUGCCCGCAGUGGUGCUUCCUCAGCCGCAGGUACUGGCACGUCAAGUGCACGUACUCGCACUGCGCGAACUGCGCGAUGUGCGGCCCGUACGACCACGACCGCAGGGAGGCUGCCCUGGAGACCGAGCAGCAGCAGCUCCUCGGCGGGCGCUCCGCGGGAUCCUCCGCCGUCGCGGAGUGCACGUACGAGGGGUGCGCGAAUUGCCCGAUGUGCGGCCCGUACGACCACUACCCUAAGGAGGCUGCCCUGGAGACCGAGCAGCAGCAGCAGCUCCUCGGCGGGCGCUCCGCGGGAUCCUCCUCCGUCGUGGAGGUGGCCACAGAGCGGGCGACAGAGUCUAAUUCGGCCGUCGCGGACCGGGGCUCGGAGGGCUCCGCGGGAUCCUCCGCCGUCGUGGAGGUGGCCACAGAGCGGGCAGCAGAGUCCAAUGUGGCUGUCGCGGACCAGGGCUCGGAGGACCCGAACUGCCCGCAGUGGUGCUUCGUCAGCCACGAGUUCUGGCACGUCAAGUGCACGUACGAGGGGUGCGCGAAUUGCCCGAUGUGCGGCCCGUACGACCACUACCCUAAGGAGGCUGCCCUGGAGACCGAGCAGCAGCAGCUCCUCGGCGGGCGCUCCGCGGGAUCCUCCGCCGUUGCGGAGGUGGCCACAGA